This is a messenger RNA of Thlaspi arvense, 879 nucleotides long. NCBI's taxonomy places the organism in Eukaryota, Viridiplantae, Streptophyta, Magnoliopsida, Brassicales, Brassicaceae. The record is from the annotation of a GenBank genome assembly.
AUGGCUGAAUCUGCUGUUCUGUUUCAUUCCCAUUCGUUCGCAGCUCCUCUUACUCGUAACGAAUCUUUUGAGGAUAAUACGAAUCAUGCGCUUAGCCAAUCAGUCUCGUUUGGUAGGUUCAUGACGGAGAAUCUUGAAUGGGGAAAAUGGUCAAGUUUCUCACACAAGAAGUAUGUCGAUGAAGCCGAGAAAUUCUCUCAGCCUGGAUCUGUUGCUCAGAAGAAAGCUUUCUUUGAAGCUCAUUACAAGAAGAUAGCUGAAGCCAAGAAAGCAAAAGCUUCAGGUGAAUCAUCUGAUGACUCGAAACAAGAACAACAAGCAGAGAGUGUUGCGGUGUUGCUGAACACUUUGGAGACAUUGACUAAAGAUGAGGUUAAGGAGAAAGAAGAAGAAGAGAGUAUUGAAACUGAGUUAGUAUUGAGUAGUGAAGAGUUGGUUAAGGAACAAGAAGACUCUCUCGUUGUUGAAGAUGAUUUGCAGGUUGGUCAUGAAGUGGUUGAUGAAAUAGAAGAGAAAGUGGAUGGAGAGUUGUUGAAGAAGAGUGGAGAAGAAGAAGAGAGAAGAUCAGUAAGCAAUAAGAACUCAUCAUCUAUGGAGAAAUCAGAAACUCCGGAGAAAGCAAUGAAGCUUUUUAUAAGCAAAAGUCCUAUAACUCAUAAUACUUCGAUGAAGAGGAAAGAGAAACCAGUUCGUCCAAGAUUCAGUUUCUUGAACUUUUUGAUGGGAAACACUAAAACUCAAGAUCAAAACACAACAAGGAAGAAGGUUUGUAUUCUGUACUUUCAGAGACCGAACAAACCGUUUCUGUGUCUUUGCUUCAACCCUGAGAUGGUUGGGGAAACAGAAGCGCCAACCAAAACACAGAGGAGGAAUCUCUGA